UGGGCUGGGGCGGAAGUGUAGGCGGAGGGAGACGGCGGCGUCCGCGGGGACUUGCUGUGAGGCCCUGGUGGGCGCAAGACAGGGGGAGGGGGAGGAGCCCGUACCCCGGGCGGCAGCGGCGCCCGAGUUCCCCGUAGGGCUCCGCCUUGGAGCGGGCGGCAGUGGAGGAGGAGACUGAGGAGCAGGAUGGCGGCCUCGGCCCUGUAUGCCUGCACCAAGUGUACCCAGCGUUAUCCCUUCGAGGAGCUCUCCCAGGGCCAGCAGCUCUGCAAGGAAUGUCGGAUUGCGCAUCCUAUUGUAAAAUGUACUUACUGCAGAUCAGAAUUUCAACAAGAGAGCAAAACUAACACAAUUUGUAAGAAGUGUGCUCAAAAUGUGAAGCAGUUUGGGACCCCCAAGCCUUGUCAAUACUGUAACAUAAUUGCAGCGUUUAUUGGUACCAAAUGUCAGCGUUGCACAAAUUCAGAAAAAAAGUAUGGGCCACCUCAGACCUGUGAACAGUGCAAACAACAAUGUGCUUUUGAUCGGAAAGAGGAAGGAAGAAGAAAGGUUGAUGGAAAAUUAUUAUGCUGGCUCUGUACUUUAUCAUACAAGAGAGUUUUACAGAAGACAAAAGAACAAAGGAAGAGCCUGGGAUCUUCGCAUUCAAAUUCUUCAUCAUCAUCUCUUACUGAGAAAGACCAGCAUCAUUCAAAACAUCAUCACCACCAUCACCAUCAUCACCAUCGUCACAGCAGUAGCCAUCACAAAAUCAGCAAUCUAAGUCCAGAACAAGAGCAGGGACUGUGGAAACAGAGCCAUAAAUCCUCUGCAGCAAUUCAGAAUGAAACUCCAAAGAAAAAGCCCAAAUUGGAAUCUAAGCCAUCUAAUGGAGAUAGCUCUAUAAAUCAGUCAGCAGAUAGUGGGGGAACAGACAAUUUUGUCCUUAUAAGUCAACUGAAAGAAGAAGUGAUGUCACUUAAGCGUCUCUUACAGCAAAGAGACCAGACCAUUUUAGAAAAAGAUAAAAAGUUAACUGAACUCAAGGCAGACUUCCAGUACCAAGAGUCAAAUUUGAGAACAAAGAUGAACAGUAUGGAAAAAGCUCAUAAAGAAACUGUGGAACAACUUCAGGCUAAAAACAGAGAACUACUCAAACAGGUUGCAGCAUUGUCAAAGGGUAAAAAGUUUGACAAAAGUGGAAGCGUACUAACAUCUCCUUGAAAAAAUUAUUUGUUAAGUGUUUCUGCUUACAAUGUAAAUUUGGGGGAACAAUUCUAUGACGCCCAUAUUUUUGCGCAUCAAAUGAAUUGGUGUGUUUCCUAUUCACUUUUGUAACUGAUAUAUAGCAUUUUUUAAGUUGUAAAACAUUGAAAUAAAACUUCAACUGGUUUGAAGUAACUUUUUAAUUAUUUGAUAUCCAAGAACUUUUUGCCAGCAAUAGUAUUAAACAGUUGUAAAGGAGUGCAUGAGUAGUGCUCUUUAUAAAAUGCAACAUGCAAUAAUAGAGUAGGUAUGGUUUUAAGAAGUGAAAGCAGCAGGGUUUUUUGGUUUUUGUUUUUCUUCUUUGUUUGUUUAACACUAUACUAGAUUCAGAUAAAUAGUUUUCAAUUAGAAGUACAAAAAUUUUUAAAUGAGUAACACUGGUAUUUUGGAAUUGUAUUUUUACUUUGGAUCAACAUGAAUUUAGGAGAGAAUCAUGGUGCUUUUAUUAAAUGAACUCCAGAGUACAUGUAAAUAUGUUUUUAAAAGUUACAUCAUUAACAUGAAUUACUAACAUACCAUUUUCAUUAUUAGUAUUGGAGUUAAUGUUUAUUGUACAGUAUCCAAGGUAAAAUGUGUUUUUGUUUUGUAAAAACUACUGUAGAUUUUUACUUACAAGUGCCUUUUUGCCACCUAAUGUUUUUAUUUAUAGGAAUGCUGAUCUUUUGUACAUAGUUUGUUUUAAAAUCAUGUUUAAUAAAUGUUUGUAUAUAAAUGCAUAUGUACAGAAGCCUAUUUCAAAAGAAAUCAAAGUUGAUAGUAACGUUUUUGAGGUUGCAUUAUGAACUAACUGAUAAUGCAUAUAGACUUUAGGUGAUUUUGUGAUUAGUUUCUGUGUGAUACUGGGAAGCUGUGGGUAUUGAAUGCAUUUAAUUAUGUUGAAAUAAUUCCCUAAAGAUUUAAUUUUAAAUCUUUUCUGAUAGAGUAAUUUUAUUUUUUGUUAUAUGGCUUCAUGUUCGUAUUCUAUGAUUUACAUGUUUUGCUUUAUUUUUUUAAUAUAAAAUUUCUUUAAAAUUUAUAAUGUUUCUACAAUGGUCCAUAUAUUUGCUUGCCCUAUAAUUUGUGGUUAUAUCUAAGUUAAUAUUUAUGUAUAUCAUACGUAGUUUAUAAAUUUAAUGCAAAUCUAAAAAAAAAUUAACUUUUUAAAAUCUAAUCUAUGCUUAUCUUAAAUUGGAGUCUACUAUAAUAUUCAGGCACUAUGUAUAAGUAAAUUGUCUCAAAGUCUUUAAAAUUUUCUAUGUAAGGUAAAGAUGGUGUGAGAUAGGUUAUAUGAAGUUAUUGCCUAACUAUAUUCUGAUCUAGUAGUUUUUAGUCUGUAAUGGAAAUUGAUCUAUUUAAUUUCAGUUCAGACAUUUAGUUCAGUUUUGAAAGCUCAGGCAUUAUCAGAUACACUGUAUAGGAUGAAAGAGUUCUUUCCUUUAGAAUUUAUGGACAAAACUAAAUUUGUUUUGAUUGAAUUUUUAUUAGAUUAGUUUGGAAUGUUUUUAGACAAAUACUGAUUAUGAAUUUCAUAAAAAUGUUUGGCUUUCUUAAGACCACAUGAUGAUUGUAACAUUUCUUAUUAAAAUAGUUCAUAUUUCAGUAGAGUAUCCUUAUAGUUGUUCAUUGUUCAUUCUGAAGUGAUAAUAUUUGUCCAAUUUGGAAACAUAUAAUCUAGGGUAAUUUUGAAGUAAUAGCAAAUGAUUGAGUCAAUAAGAUUUGGAAAAACUCAAAGCUAUUUUUAUGAGAUCUUCAUGUAAUAAUCUUAAAUUUAGUAUUCUCAGCUAUGGUAGAUAAUGCCUUAACAUGGAUUUUAAUGUUUGCAAGAUUUGCUAAAUUCACAAGAUAAUCAUUAUCUUUCUUUAAAAUUUGUAAUGUUUUAUAUUCUGGUUUCAUAGCCAUUUGUCAAUCCACAGUGGUCAUUAUAGUUCUGAAAUAAACUUUUAGAGUUCUUAUACCUUGUUGGAGAUUCUACAAAAGAACCCCCCCACCCCAGCUAACAUUAAAAUUAAAAAUCAGUUUUAAAUAACUAAGCUUUUUAAUUCCCAUGGCUAAAAUCACUAAGGGGCUUCACAGUAUUUAGUCCUAAUUAAAAACCUCUUUGUUUGACAACCUUAUUUAUAAAUUAAAUUUUUGCAAUUGUAUAAACUAGUAAUUGAAUCCCAGUUCUGAUCUAUAGUGUAUUGACAUAAUGAGCUGAUAUUCUUUAAGUGUGGACCUGUAAGGAGAUAUUAUGGUGUGCCGUAUUGUGCUUUUAGCCUGUUUUCCACAGUUAUUUAGCGUUUAACAGUGAGGGUCAUUUUGACUCGUUAUUUAUGUAUUAAUAGCCUUGUGAAUAUUGAAGUCCUUUUUAGAUUGUAUUGGUCUAAAUAUGCAUUCUGCAGUGAACCUGUUAAGCUGUUCACAUGUACAUACAAUUGAAAUACUGUACUUGUACACAUCUGACUAUUGACAUUUUGUACUUUUUUUCUAAAUCCAAUAUUUCACAAUAAAAACUUCUUAAAAGCA
This is a messenger RNA of Heterocephalus glaber (naked mole-rat), 3729 nucleotides long. RefSeq names its product family with sequence similarity 76 member B (gene Fam76b). Lineage: Eukaryota; Metazoa; Chordata; Mammalia; Rodentia; Bathyergidae. The record is from RefSeq and is a predicted model, not a curated record. Gene Ontology annotation, cellular component: nuclear speck.